ACAGUUUGCACCGGAUGCCGCAGGGAAUGGCAGGGACAGUUCUGUCCUCAUGACACCCCAGCUCUGGUGGGGGCAGACAAAUGACUGCAGAGAAAGCCGGUCGAUGACUAGUCCGGUGAGAGAAUUAGGGUGCUCCGGGGGACAUAAAGGCGCGUGGUGGCCUAGACGGGACAGGUGCACCGGCCAGGCUGCAGAGGAAGCCCUGGGAGGCGGGGAGGUGACAUGACAAGCAGCCACCACGCAGGGGCAGGCGCCAGCUUAGCACGUUCAAGGAACAGAAACCGAAACCAGUGUGGCCGCAGGACGGGCCGGCGGCUGGCAGGAUGGUGAUUUGGGACAACGGGACCACAGCACUGCCCCCGCCCCCGGCACCAAACAUCAGCGUGCCACAUCGCUGCUUGCUCCUGCUGUACAAGGACAUCGGCACGUCCAGGGUCCGGUACUGGGACCUCCUGCUGCUCGUCCCCAACGUGCUCUUCUUCAUCUUCCUGCUCUGGAAGCUUCCGUCCGCCCGGGCCAAGAUCCGCGUCACCCCUAGCCCCAUUUUUAUCACCUUCUACAUCCUGGUGUUCGUGGUGGCACUGGUGGGCAUUGCCCGGGCCGUGGUAUCCAUGACAGUGAGCACGUCGGAUGCGGCUACCGUGGCUGAUAAGAUCCUGUGGGAGAUCACCCGCUUCUUCCUGCUAGCCAUCGAGCUGAGCGUUGUCAUCCUGGGCCUUGCGUUCGGUCACCUGGAGAGCAAAUCUAGCAUCAAACGAGUGCUGGUCAUCACCACGGUGCUGUCCCUGGCAUACUCGGUCACCCAGGGGACCCUGGAGAUCCUCUACCCCGAUGCCCACCUGUCUGCCGAGGACUUCAACAUCUACGGACACGGGGGUCGCCAGUUCUGGCUGGUCAGCUCCUGCUUCUUCUUCCUGGUCUACUCCCUGGUGGUCGUCCUCCCCAAGACCCGGCUGAAGGAGCGCAUCUCCCUGCCUUCGCGGAGGAGCUUCUACGUCUACGCGGGCAUCCUGGCCCUGCUCAACCUGCUGCAGGGGCUGGGCAGCGCGCUGCUGUGCUUCGGCGUCAUCGAGGGGCUCUGCUGCGUAGACGCCACCACCUUCCUGUACUUCAGCUUCUUCGCGCCGCUCAUCUAUGUGGCCUUCCUGCGGGGCUUCUUCGGGUCAGAGCCCAAGAUCCUCUUCUCCUACAAAUGCCAAGUGGACGAGACGGAGGAGCCGGACAUGCACCUGCCCCAGCCCUACGCGGUGGCCCGGCGGGACGGCCCGGAGGCCGCGGGGACAGCGGGGGCCUCGGCCGCCAGCUACUCCAGCACGCAGUUCGACGCGGCCGGCGGGGUGGCCUACCUGGACGACGUCGCCUCCAUGCCCUGCCACAACACGGGCAGCAUCAACAGCACGGACAGCGGGCGCUGGAAGGCCAUCAAUGCCUGAGGGUGGCCGCCCUGGCCGGGUGGCCCGGCGGGGCCAGCGGGGGACAAACCAGGGAAGAGGCCAGCACACCCGGCCCGAGUCCCGGGUGCA
Lemur catta (Ring-tailed lemur) is the source of this 1523-nucleotide messenger RNA. RefSeq names its product transmembrane protein adipocyte associated 1 (gene TPRA1). The record is from RefSeq and is a predicted model, not a curated record. Gene Ontology annotation, cellular component: plasma membrane. Gene Ontology annotation, molecular function: G protein-coupled receptor activity. Gene Ontology annotation, biological process: G protein-coupled receptor signaling pathway. NCBI's taxonomy places the organism in Eukaryota, Metazoa, Chordata, Mammalia, Primates, Lemuridae.